This is a messenger RNA of Jaminaea rosea, 769 nucleotides long. RefSeq names its product ubiquitin-conjugating enzyme. NCBI's taxonomy places the organism in Eukaryota, Fungi, Basidiomycota, Exobasidiomycetes, Microstromatales. Gene Ontology annotation, cellular component: nucleus. Gene Ontology annotation, biological process: protein sumoylation. The transcript has 5 exons. The coding region runs from base 127 to 606 and encodes 159 amino acids. Gene Ontology annotation, molecular function: SUMO conjugating enzyme activity. The record is from RefSeq and is a predicted model, not a curated record.
CUCGCCCUGGCCCACCAACAUCGUGUCUCACUUUCCUUACUAUCACGACCAGUAGAUAGCUCAUCGACCUAGGCGGCCGAGAUUCGUAGACUUACAAACACCAGCGAUAGCAAGCAUCAUCAGAAGAUGUCGGGCAUCUGCCGAGCAAGGCUCGCCGAGGAGCGCAAAGCAUGGCGCAAGGACCACCCCUUCGGCUUCUACGCCAGACCGACUAAGGCAGAGGAUGGAUCAAUGAACCUGAUGAAGUGGGAGGCGGGCAUCCCAGGCAAAGCAGGCUCCCUCUGGGAGGGAGGCAUGUACAAGCUGACCCUCGACUUCCCGGAGGAAUUCCCCACCAAGCCGCCUAAGUGCAAAUUCACACCUCCCCUCUUCCACCCUAACGUCUACCCGUCGGGCACCGUCUGCUUGUCCAUUCUGGACGAAGACAAGAAUUGGCGCGCAUCGAUCAACGUCAAGCAGAUCCUCCUGGGUAUCCAGGACCUCCUCACUGAGCCCAACAACGCAGACCCUGCUCAGGCCCCAGCCUACCACUUGUUCCAGACGGACAAGGCCGCGUAUGACAAGCGCAUUCGUCAACAGGCGAGAGAGAUGGUGCCGCAGGACUGAGUGUACAGAGGAAAUGUGUGAGCAGGCGUGAAGAGGGACGUGAGGGAAGGCGAGGGGAAGAGGAGAAGGAGAGGCGGUGGUAAAGAUGCGCCGAUGGUUACACUCUACCUCGUUGCUAUCCUCCAACUCUCACGCUCAGCCGUAUCUAAUCAAUCAUCAAAGC